ACAUAACUUCCGGUUGAAUUUUGCACGUGUUUUCAUAUUUUUGAACAAAACAUCAAAAUGGGCAAAGUAAAACGAGAAAGAACAGCAUCAGAAAACGAGGCCGAUCUUUCUAAAGUUGAAUCGAGUAGUUACAAAGACCUAGUGCAGUUCAUCAGCCCAAUUGCUUCACCGCUUGCUGGAAAAAAACUCGCAAAACGGCUGUACAAAUGUACCCGAAAAGCCCAGAAGGAAAAAAUGCUAAGGAAGGGAGUACGUGAAGUGCAGAAGUUCAUCAGGAAAGGCGAAUCGGGCAUUGUUGUCAUUGCCGGAGACACAAAUCCCAUUGAUGUUAUCUGCCAUAUGCCGCUAGUUUGUGAGGAGAAAAACAUACCAUACUGUUACACACCAUCUAAGGAGGAUCUUGGAGCGGCCUGUGGAUCCAAGAGGCCCACCUGUAUGGUGAUGAUCAAAGAGCACAGCGAUUACAAGGACAUAUACGAUGAGAUCAAGGAUGGCAUCUCAUCAUUACCACUGCCAGUGGCUUGAAAAAGCUGCCAGUUUGAACAUUCUAAAAGAUUAGCACCAUGUGUUCUGUUUUUGAAGGGUGUGUAUGGAUUCGUAUGUCAUCAUUGCAACAUUGGUGAACUUGGAGAUCUCUCAACUCGAUCCAUUCGCGAUUGUGCAUUGUCUUUGUUCUCAAAGAUAUAGUUACUGUAACGGUGAAAUAUAUUUCCAAAGCUGAAAGUUACUUAUUUGCUCAUUUUCGAGAGUAGACUAAAUUCUGUAUUAGCUGGCCAAUGUAUUACCAUUGAAAUUGGUUAUAAAUCCAGUUUGUUUCCAACACUUCAUUUCCUAAUUGGCCAUUUCCUAAUUUUAAUUCAUCAUUCCAGGAAAAUUGUAGAUGUCCUCACACAUUACACUUGACAUCCUUGCAGGGCUCCAUAUAAUUUGAUUUUAUUAUAAAAUUAUGAGAUUUGUAAAUAGACGUGAUAAUAAAUGAAAGGUCAUUUAUUCUGA
Molecule: messenger RNA, 996 nt
Organism: Lineus longissimus
Lineage: Eukaryota; Metazoa; Nemertea; Pilidiophora; Heteronemertea; Lineidae
Product: H/ACA ribonucleoprotein complex subunit 2-like protein
Exons: 4
Coding region: 58-525 (155 amino acids)
Biological process (GO): snRNA pseudouridine synthesis; maturation of LSU-rRNA; rRNA pseudouridine synthesis
Cellular component (GO): box H/ACA snoRNP complex; nucleolus; cytosolic large ribosomal subunit
Molecular function (GO): box H/ACA snoRNA binding
Source: RefSeq, a predicted model, not a curated record